GCAUCGAUGAGGUCGUUGGACAACAAGCAUUACUUGUAUAUAGAGAAGUAAAAAGAGUGACAACUACAUAGCUAGCUAUCAACUCUCCCUCGUCGUCUCCGCCCCUCUCAACUGUCCUUCUUCAUAUCACCUCUCCUCUCAUUCCAUUCGAUUUCACUCUCACUUUCCAAAAUGAACGCACAUUCCUCUUCGAUAAUCUCAAUGGCUUCUCCUUCUCCUUCCCAAUCUCUCCGCAACUCAACAUCCCUCCCUUUCUCAACUCUCAUCCUCCCCCGCAACUCCUCCCAUCGCCGCCGUCACUCUUCCUUCAAAAUCCAAGCCAAGAUCCGCGAAAUCUUCAUGCCUGCACUCAGUUCCACCAUGACCGAGGGUAAAAUCGUCUCGUGGAUCAAAUCCGAAGGCGACACUCUCUCCAAAGGUGAUAGUGUUGUUGUUGUUGAAUCGGAUAAAGCUGAUAUGGAUGUUGAGACUUUCUAUGAUGGAAUUCUUGCUGCUAUUGUUGUUUCUGAAGGUGAAACUGCUCCGGUUGGUGCUCCGAUUGGUUUGCUCGCUGAGACUGCUGAGGAUAUCGCGGAAGCUCAAGCGAAAGCCAAAUCGGUCAAAUCCGGUUCCGGUUCUUCUUCUCCUCCUCCUGAAAUACCUGACACUCCUCCGGUGACUUCUCAGUCUCCUUCUCCUCCUCCGCCACCACCGGUUAAGGCUGUUUCUGAUGGUCCUAAGAAAAUCACGGCAACACCUCAGGCUAAGAAACUUGCGAAGCAGCACAAGGUUGACAUUGCUUCCGUCAAUGGGACUGGUCCGUUUGGUAGGAUUACUCCGGCUGACGUGGAGGCUGCUGCUGGGAUUGUGCCGUCGAAGAGUAAUGCACCUUCUGUAGUAGCUUCUGCUCCGGUGGCAUCGGCUCCACCAAAAGCUGCUUCUUCUUCUGCUGCACCGCCUGCGUUGCCUGGUUCCAGUAAUGUUGCUUUCACAACUAUGCAGUCUGCUGUUGCUAAGAACAUGGUGGAGAGUCUUUCUGUUCCUACGUUCCGUGUUGGAUAUCCGGUUACCACGGAUGCUCUUGAUGCUCUAUAUGAGAAGGUGAAACCUAAGGGUGUUACUAUGACGGCUAUAUUGGCCAAGGCUGCUGCCAUGGCACUUGUUCAGCAUCCAGUUGUCAAUGCCACCUGCAAAGACGGCAAGAACUUUCACUAUAACAGUAACAUUAAUGUUGCUGUUGCCGUGGCAAUCAAUGGUGGUUUGAUAACCCCAGUUCUUCAAGAUGCUGAUAAGUUGGACUUGUAUCUGUUGUCCCAAAAAUGGAAAGAGCUAGUUGGAAAGGCUCGUUCAAAGCAAUUGCAACCUCAUGAGUAUAAUUCAGGAACUUUCACGCUUUCAAACUUGGGUAUGUUUGGAGUUGACAGGUUUGAUGCCAUACUUCCACCAGGCCAGGGGGCUAUCAUGGCUGUCGGAGCAUCAAAGCCUACUGUUCUGGCUGAUGCAGAUGGAUUCUUCAGGGUGAAAAAUAAAAUGCUGGUGAAUGUAACAGCUGAUCACCGAAUAAUUUAUGGGGCUGACUUGGCUGCCUUCCUUCAGACAUUCUCUAAAAUCAUUGAAAACCCAGAAAGCCUAACAUUAUAGUCAUUCUUCAGAGAUAUAUAUUUAGUUCCACCGGAAGGUGUUUCUUGAGAAGCUGUUUGGCUCAAUUCUUAAACUUUUUGCACUUUCUCUUUACACUUUCAUUUUGUUAUACUUUACUAGAUCAAUCACCCGGGAAUUCUUAAACUUUGUACUUUUUCUUUGCACUUUCUUUUUGUUAUAUUUUACUAGCUCGAUCACAUAGAGAUGCACAUGCAUAAGAUUGUAAUAAUAUUUGUGAGAGACCAUAAUUUAAUUGUCUACUAAUUUAUUAAUAAGUUUAAA
Molecule: messenger RNA, 1902 nt
Organism: Lathyrus oleraceus (garden pea)
Lineage: Eukaryota; Viridiplantae; Streptophyta; Magnoliopsida; Fabales; Fabaceae
Product: dihydrolipoyllysine-residue acetyltransferase component 4 of pyruvate dehydrogenase complex, chloroplastic
Exons: 6
Coding region: 172-1620 (482 amino acids)
Biological process (GO): pyruvate decarboxylation to acetyl-CoA
Cellular component (GO): chloroplast envelope; chloroplast thylakoid; pyruvate dehydrogenase complex
Molecular function (GO): dihydrolipoyllysine-residue acetyltransferase activity
Source: RefSeq, a predicted model, not a curated record